Messenger RNA from Emericellopsis atlantica, 1429 nucleotides. RefSeq names its product NADP-dependent oxidoreductase domain-containing protein. Gene Ontology annotation, molecular function: aldose reductase (NADPH) activity. The transcript has 2 exons. The record is from RefSeq and is a predicted model, not a curated record. Lineage: Eukaryota; Fungi; Ascomycota; Sordariomycetes; Hypocreales; Bionectriaceae. Gene Ontology annotation, cellular component: cytosol. The coding region runs from base 154 to 1149 and encodes 331 amino acids.
GCCCCUCCAUCGACACCAUAUCGUUCGAGUCUCAAGAUGAAGUCUUGCAAACCUUACCUUACCUGAGCAACUCAUAUGAAAACCCUGUCCGUGUCUAGCUACUGAAAGCGUAGCGGUGUACCGUCCCGAUUUCCGAAUCGAUCCUUCUCAGCAAUGGCGAACAUGCAGGCCCCAGCACAGAUCCCGUUGCUCUACAGAGAUCUUGUCCUGAGGGAAGACGAAGCCAGCGAUGGAGAAAGCGACUCACGUAUCUUAAAGACCGACAGAAGGUCUGGCAUGCCUCGUAUGAUGUAUGGGACAGCCUGGAAAAUGGAGCAGACAGCCGAUCUGGUGUACAAGGCCAUCAAGGCCGGCUUUCGAGCUCUUGACACUGCUGCCCAGCCAAAGCACUACAACGAGGCAGGUGUCGGAGAAGGCGUCAGGAGGGCCAUCCGCGAGGGCAUUGCCAGGCGCCAGGAUCUGUGGAUUCAAUCCAAAUUCACAUCUGCAUCCGGCCAACGCGGCCAAGCGCCAUACGACCCGACCUCACCCCUAAAGACGCAAGUGGAAACCUCCAUUCUCGGGUCCUUGGUGUGCUUUCGUGUGGAGGAAGACCGAGAACCCUAUCUGGACAGCCUUGUUCUUCACGCGCCAUACAAGGACGACGCCUCCAAUGCACAAGUCUGGUCGUGCUUUGAGGAAUUCGUCCCCGACAAAAUCCGUUAUCUCGGCAUCUCCAAUCUCCUCGGAGAUUCAGGGGUUCUGGAGACUCUGUUACAGCAGUCACGUGUGAAGCCAGCCAUCAUCCAGAAUAGGUUUCAUGCCCCCACCAAGUACGAAGUAGAGCUCAGAGAGCGAUGGUGCACCGACGACCAGGGUGCCAUCAUCUUCCAGAGCUUUUGGACCCUAAGCGCCAACCCAGACAUGCUGGCGAGCACGGCUGUUGAGGAAGUGGCCCAGGGGGCUCGAGUAACCAAGACAGCGGCUUUCUACUGCCUAGUGAUGGGGCUAGGGAAAAUAUGUGUUCUCAACGGGACGACCCGUGAGCGCCACAUGCGCGAAGACUUGGAAGGCUGGGAGCUGGUGAGCACAUGGGCUGACGGAGAAGGCAAGGCUGCAUGGGAGCGAAGCUUGAGGGCAUUCAAGAGCAUAAUUGGGCAGGCGGAUUGAACGGGGCUUUGUCAAUGAUGCCUGUGGCGCUUGGUGUGGUAAUGGUCCCUCGUUUCUCUACUACGUUAUCAAGGUGCGGAUACUUUGCCCGUUGACGUGCGCAAGCAACCAAUCGCUGAACAUGGACCCUUUGAAACGCAGAGACCUGUGAUGAGGGUAAGUUAUUUCAAAUGUCUUUACACUUUGAGAUUAUCUUUACGCUGUCUGUUGAGUCACCAUCGUCGAGACUUGGUUAUUUGUCUUAGCCUUGCCGCUACGAGACCACUGGAGUGAACCCUCC